AUGGAGCCCUGGUGCGGGGCAGAGGUCCGUGGGCAGGGCUCUCAGGGUCCCCGUGUGCCUGGGGCCUCCCGCACCCGCACCCGCGCCCGCGCCCUUCUCCUGCUGUUGCUGAUGCUGCUGCUGCUCCUGCCUCGGCGGCCGGCAGGCUGCUUGGCCGCAGGAGAAUCCCUGGGGACGCUGUCCACCACAGUCCCAACCGGCCCUGGAGUCUCCUGUGCCUCCAGAGGCAUCUGUCCCUCAGGCAGGCUUCGCCUUCCUCGGCAGGACCAGACUUCAGAGACCACGACUCCACCGGAAACAGAGAGGGCUCUGACCCCUGCGGGCACUACUAUGUCUGCUCCUAAAACGAAACCCAGUAACCUCCCGUUCUGUGGCUCCUCCCACGAGCCAGACCCUACUCUCAGGGACCCAGAAGCCAUGACUCGACGGUGGCCGUGGAUGGUCAGUGUGCAGGUUAACGGCUCACACGUCUGUGCUGGCAUCCUUAUCGCUUCCCAGUGGGUGCUGACCGUGGCCCAUUGCUUGAGCCAAGACCAUGUUAACUAUUCAGUGAGGGUGGGGAGCCCAUGGAUUAAUCAGACAACAGGAACCAGCUCAGAUGUGCCAGUACGUCAGAUCGUCAUAAACAGUGGUUACCAGCCCAGGCGGUACUGGUCUUGGAUUGGCCGGGCCCAUGACAUUGGUCUCCUCAAGCUCAAGUGGGGGCUCAAGUACAGCGAGUAUGUGUGGCCUAUCUGCCUGCCUGGCCUGGAGUAUGUGGUGGAAGACAGUUCUCUCUGCACUGUGACAGGCUGGGGAUAUCCCAAGGCUAAUGGCAUGUGGCCCCAGUUCCAGUCCCUCCAGGAGAAGGAAGUCUCUAUCCUGAACAGCAAGAAGUGUGAGCACUUCUAUCACAAGUUCUCCAGAAUCCCCUCUCUGGUUCGGAUCAUCAACCCUCAGAUGAUCUGCGCCUCAGACAACAACAGGGAAAAUUUCUGCUAUGAGAUAACUGGUGAGCCCCUGGUCUGCUCUUCAGGCGGUACAUGGUACCUGGUGGGAAUGAUGAGCUGGGGCCCAGGCUGCAAGAAGAGCGAUGCCCCGCUCAUAUUUCUGCAGGUCUCCUACUACCAGCCGUGGAUCUGGGACCACCUCAGUGGGGAGUCCCGGGCCCUUCUGGCCUCAUCCAGGACCUUGCUCCUGGCUUUCCUUCUGUUCCUCAUCCUUCUGGGCACUCUGUGA
This is a messenger RNA of Arvicanthis niloticus (Nile rat), 1218 nucleotides long. It is a transcript of the gene Prss50, whose product is annotated as serine protease 50. The record is from RefSeq and is a predicted model, not a curated record. Gene Ontology annotation, biological process: proteolysis. Gene Ontology annotation, cellular component: endoplasmic reticulum. NCBI's taxonomy places the organism in Eukaryota, Metazoa, Chordata, Mammalia, Rodentia, Muridae. Gene Ontology annotation, molecular function: serine-type endopeptidase activity; threonine-type endopeptidase activity.